Molecule: messenger RNA, 6575 nt
Organism: Oncorhynchus tshawytscha (Chinook salmon)
Lineage: Eukaryota; Metazoa; Chordata; Actinopteri; Salmoniformes; Salmonidae
Product: UHRF1-binding protein 1
Exons: 21
Coding region: 160-4251 (1363 amino acids)
Source: RefSeq, a predicted model, not a curated record
AAUACUUUUAGACAAAUGACUGUGCAAUCGUAAUGAAUGAGAGAAGGCAGCCAGCUGGGCAUUUCACUGAAGAUAAGAGGGCGUGGAAUGUGAAGAGAUGCAAAUAAGCUAGCUACAAAUAAACAAUUUAGCUAGCGAUCUUAUUCUCCCAAUACCGCUAUGGCAGGAAUAAUAAAAAAACAAAUAUUGAAACAUUUGUCCAGGUUCACCAAGAACCUGUCUCCAGACAAGAUAAACCUGAGCACACUGAAGGGCGAGGGUCAGCUGUCCAACCUGGAGCUGGAUGAGGAGGUGCUGCAGAACAUGCUGGACUUGCCUACCUGGUUGGCUGUCACCCGGGUCUACUGCAACAAGGCUGCAAUCAGGAUACAAUGGACAAAGUUGAAGACCAGCCCCAUCUGCCUGUUCCUGGACAAGGUGGAGGUGGAGAUGAGAACGUGUGAGGAGCCCCGUGCACCAAAUGGCCCCUCCCCUAUUGCCAUCACUGCUGGCCAGAGUGAGUAUGGCUUCGCUGAGAAGGUGGUGGAGGGAAUGUCUGUCAUCAUCAACUCCAUCACCAUCAAGGUGCAGUCCCGUGCCUUUCACGCCUCCUUCGAGCUCUGGCAGCUCCAGGGUAACAGUCUCAACCCCAAAUGGCAGAAGACUGACCUCCGCUACACCCGCAUCACAGAUCCCAAGAGAGGAGAGGUUUUGACGUUUAAGGAGAUCAACUGGCAGAGUCUGCGUAUAGAGGCUGAUGCCAUAGAGAGUGAAGACCAGGACCUGGGCAGUAUCCCACUACGCCUCAUUACCAACCAGGGACGCAUCCGCAUUGCCCUGAAGCGUAGGGUGAAGGACUGUAAUGUUCUGGCCUCGAAGCUGCUCUUCAUUUUGGACGACCUGCUGUGGGUGCUGACGGACUCUCAGCUCAAAGCUGUCAUCCACUACGCCAAGUCCCUGAGUGAGGCCAUGGAGAAGUCUGCCCAGCAGAGGAAGAAUAUGGCUGCAGAGUCUCUACAGACUGCACCCCCAUCCCCUGGAAUCCACAAUCUAUGGACAGACCCUUCACCCCCUCCCAACGUUGGUGUACCCAGUACCCUGGACCAGUACUUUGAUCAACACGACGUCAAAGAGUCCUCCUACCACACCUUCAUCUCUCGUCUAGACCUGCACAUAUGCAACGACAGCUCCUCAACAGACCCCGAUGAGCCUCCACCUCCAGGCUCCCAGGGUGCAAUGCAGUUGACCUUCCGCAAGCUGGGUUUUGACUACUAUCCCAUCCACCGGCCUGCCGAUGGCUGUCAGCACUGGGAGCGUCACUGUGGAGCAAUGGAGGCCCGAGCCCAGUGGGCUUGCAGACUGCUGCAGGAGUUCCAGAGGAGGGUGGAGGCGUCAGGUAUCCCUGGUCCACAUUCUGAGAUCCCCAACCAGGCCAAGGACUCCCCCGCCAAGAGGGCUCACGGCCCCAAUUGUGUCUCUCUUGACACAGAUGGACAGCCCAGCCCCCCUGACAGGGAUCAGAGCUCCAGGAGGAACUCAAUAGCACCUCCUCCCCCGGGGAAUCCUCUGAAGAGGCUCCGCUCUAGCUGUGUGGUGGUACGAAUGGACGACCUUGAUAUCCAUCAGGUGUCUACAGGGGGACGCCACAGCAAGAAGACCCAGUCCUUAAUAUCCUGUAACCGCAAGGCCCUGAACCUAGCAGACAAUAUACCAGCCAUCCACCUGCAAUUCACAGAGUAUUACUUCCCUGACAACCCUGGUUUGCCUGUACCCAACACUAACCUGUAUGCCCAGCUGAACGGCCUACAGCUGUGCCUAGACCCAGCUAGUCUGCUGUGGGUCAACCUGUUCUCGCGGGGCCUGCUGCGUACCCUGGAGCAGGUCAAAGCCUUCUACCAACUCCAGGACGGCAGCAAGGCAGAGGAGCACGUGGACAUCCGCAUGGACGCAGCACAGAUCAAAUUGAUUAUUCCCCUGGAGUCAUCCAUCAUGGACCACCAAGACAGGCCCCAGUCUCUGAACAUCACUGUUCCCCAGAUGGUCCUCAGCAACACCUGCCACUCCCCACACGGCACCCGGGCCGACCUCAACGCCACCUACAGCAGCUUCUCCACCUGCCACUUCUUCCAGUCCGCUCCCCCCUGCUCCUUCCCCCGAGACCAGAGCGCCUUUCUCCCCCUACCCUCUGCCUUCCUCCAGCACUCCCUGGAGAUGGAGCCCCUGCCCUUUUCUGAGAUGAGGCCCCUCCAGGCCAAGGACGUCUGGUCCCUAAGUCUCUCCCGCCUGUCCGUGAGCUUCGAGGGGGCACGGAAAAGCAACAAGGGCAGAGCUCACCCCUUCGUGGAGCCUUUCACCAUGUCUGUGUGGAUAUGUCGUCCAUGUGCGUUUAAGGGCUGUUCCCUGGUCUCCUCUCCCAGUGAACAAGCUCCUGUAGAUCCCAACCAUGGAUCCUUAGAGCAGGAGAACCAGCUCCCUUCCAACCCUGACCACCACAACCAGGACAGUAAAAAGGAGGCUCCAGUGGCCUCUAUUCACUUCCUGGCCCAGGCCAUCACACCGGUCAAAGUGUGGCUCAACCACUACCAGUAUGUGGCCCUGCUGCGGAUGAAGGACACCCUGGCCAGGCUGGGGGGCGAGCUGGGCCGGGACACCAGGGACGCUAAGCAGGCCAGGGGCCAGGAGUCUGAGCCCCCUACGAUGUGCCUAGCCCUUCUAAUGGACUCAGUGGAGCUGGGGUUCCUGCUACCACCUGCAGCCAUGGAGCCAGAGGAGGAAGAGGCCCACACCCCAGGAUCUGAAAGCCCCAGCCUGACAGACUCUGACCUCUCCCCCACUCACCAAGCUACAUCGCCAGGCCCUCUUGAGGACAGUGGGAUAGGAAACGGUACUGCCACCGUCAACAGCUCUCCUCCCAUUGAGCAGGAAGUGGAUUGUGUGGUAGAGGAGGCCAGCGAGGCAGUAGAGGUCAUGGAGGGGGAGACAACCCAGGAGGAUGGUCCUGUCCCCUCUCCUCCCUUCUCCCCUGAACACCAUCCCUCCCUCCUGUCUAGGGACCCCUCUACCUUCAGCCUGGAGGAAGAGCUGUCCAACGCCCUCACCGCCACCAAGGACGUCACCAAAGAUGCCUUUAGUGCCUCCCUGGACCUGACUAAAGGGGCGUUCUCCAUCACAAAAGAUGCCUUCAGCUUCAUGAGUCGCGGGUCAGGGAUGAGCAAGCUGUUCACUACACAGGCCAAGGAGCAGCGCCCCGAGGAGGGAUGCCCUAUGGCCAGUCUGCGGCUCCAGUCCAUGAAGCUGUCUCUCUCACAGUACUCAUUUGACAGCGCCAUCCUGGAUGGAAGCCUGCCCGACGACCACCUCUCAGUGGACAGCGACUGUAGUGACAACAUUCUCAUGGAUGAGUCAGGAGUAGAGUCCAUGAUGCGACCCAACAGCACCCUUGGGCCCAUGGAUAGUGGAGGCAGCGCUGCCCCGGGGACAGAGGGAGGGUCAUCAGCCGACCUGAGCAGCUCCCUGUCCCAGAGCAUUGAGGACAUCACACAGGACACAGCCUCUGUGUUGUUGCUGGUGCUCAGUGGUAUUGCCUGUGUGGCGGACCUGAAGGGAGAGGACCUGGUGGUGGCCGUGGAGGUCCAGCAUCUCACCUCCAGACAGAUGGGCAACGUAAGGGUCUCUGACCUGCUGGCCAGACAAAUGUCAGGUGGGUCCACCCUGGGACAGAGACAGGGCUGCAGGUCAGCUCCAGUGGUGGGCAUGCGAAUAGAGAUGGGUCCCUCUGCAGCACGGCACGGUCCCCUCUCUGCGUUGGUAGGUCACCUGGAGCUGGGUGUGCAGGGCUGUCGGGCGGAGCUCCUGGCCUCCACCCUGGCUACCCUGGGGCCCUUCCUGGAGGAUGAGCUCAGUGCUGAUGUCCAGCCCAUGAAGAUCCGCCUGGACAAUGUCACCAUCACUCUGAAGGAUGAUGGUCCCAAGAUCUACCCGACGGCCCCCCAGCCCCAACCUGCCACCUUUACCAUAGACCAGGUGGUUCUGGAGCGCUCUGAUGAUGGCUUGUUUAGAAUCAAAGGUGGUGCAGGCCCAGACUCUGCAGGUGGUGCUGUGGUAUGUUUGGAGAAACCAGACAGUUCUUGUUCUGUCCAACCACAGCAGAGCACGAGUCCAUCCCUGGGGUCCCAGCUAUUGGAGGCUCAGUUGGCCCUCUCUCAAGCCCUCACUGACCGAGAACGUCUCCUCCUGGAGGUCAGGAAGUACGACCCCAUGUUUGACCUGUGACCACUUUACUCCCCCAACCAGCAGAGGGCGAUAUACUGACACUGCAUCUAAGGGAGUAAAGGAACUGAAUGAAAUGUCUGGACUCAGGCAUAUGACAAUUUGUAAACAACAAAGAUGAGCACCCAAUGGUGGAAUCCACCCUGGUAGUUCAAAAGCUCAAGCUCUUCUAAUGAAUUGUACAAACAGUGUGUCACUUCCAGAGAACACAUAGGGGGCCCUUGUAUUAACAAGAAGCCCCACUGAAGUCACUAUUUACACUCUGAGGUACAUAACAGGCACUAGUUUCAUCUGACAAUCUAAACAUGUUCACUUCUGCUGUACAAAAGCAGUUUUAAUUUAAACCACCAUAGAGAAUAGUUAACUCAUUGUUGGGCUGCAACUCAAUUGCCAUUUAUCUUUGAUUUGAAGAACACAUGCCAAAAUGUGUCUUGUAGACUGAGUGGUUAGAGCCCGGAAUGCUGAUUGGCUGAUGGCCGUGGUAUAUCAGACCGCAUACCACGGGUAUGACAAAACAUGUAUUUUUACUCCUCUAAUUACAUUGAUAACCAGUUUAAAAUAGCAGUAAGGCACCCCGGGGUUUUGUGGUAUAUGACCAAUAUACCAAGGGCUGUGUCCGGGCACUCCGCAAUGUGUUGUGCAUAAGAACAUCCCUUAGCUGUGGUAUAUUGGCCAUAUACCACACCCAUUGUGUCUUAUUGCUUAAUUAUAUGCACUGUGUCUUAUAUGCCAGAGAACAGUCAGAGUUGUAAUUGAUGUCUGUUGAUGAUAUGUUUUCAUGUACAAAUCAUUCACUGUCAGGCAUGCUGUGUGAAGAUCACUAGUGUUUUAGGAAUCUUGGUGUGUGGGUUUACAAACAUCCACAAAGCUUCAAAGAUAAAACUGCUUGUCAAUGUUAAGUAGGUCCUGUCCAUAGUUGUACAUAACUGUAGGUCUGUAUAGUUAGGAGCUGGUAUCUUAGAUGCAUUAAUGUAACCAUUGUUUAGAACCAUAGUGUAUUAAAUAGAAGAGUAGGGAAAGAAAAGCACUUUGACUUCAAGCAGUACUGCACUGUAUCCAUGGAGCUCCUGUGAAUGGGAGCACAAGACAAACCUGCAUAUCUAUCCCUUUGAUUGAUUGGUUGUGUAUCAGAGGGUAGGGCAAGCUGUCUCCACACUGUUCAGACUUUUUCAGACACCAGGUCAUUCCCCAGUGUUAUCUUUGCAUCAUAAAAAAGUAUUACAUUUUGUGACUGUAAAGCUAUAUUUGUAUUCUUUGUUUAAUGUUCAGAUGACGCAUGCCUUUUGAGGAAAGGUUCCACAAUUGUUGCGGUACGUUAACUCAUUUAGUUUGUUACAUGAGGUGUACCCUGCCCUCAGACCGGUAUUACUUGAUCUCCUUAACUCACUCAUCUGCAUGGAGAAACACACAUUCUAGGCAUUUACUAAUACCUCACUGCAUGGAUGAAAUGUAGUGUUAUUCUUUUGAUAUGAACUUUUACAGGCAUGUAACAUGAAUUUUUCUUUUUGCAGCUGUUGUCUUUUUUAAAAUGAUUUUCCAAUUGACAGUGUAGCUACUAGCCAUUUCAAACAAACACUAGUGGCACAGCCAUCAUAUCAAAGAAUAGAGAUAAUGAAUCUUAAUUGUCUAUAUAUGCACAAUAUAUGUAUAAUACUAAUCAUUUUAUCUACAGUAAAACUGACAGGUGCAUUAAUGCCAAUUUGUUAAUGUAUUCCACCCAUUGGGUACCUUUCUAUUACUAUGUAAAGGUCGUGAAGCCUUUGUACUAAUUGGAAUCAUUUCUAGUAUUAUUUAAUGAUGUGGUUAUGUUUUAAUUAUAUAUUUUUGUAGCAUUUCUAGGGUAUGAUGUGGCGGUGACAUUAGAAGUAUUUAAAUUGUAUGUUUUGUAUGUUUUUUUUGUAUUUAGAUUAGUAUUUGGUCCUGAUGAGGGAGAGGAGAGACAUUGGAGUAACGUUACUUAGAUCCAAGUCACAUUCCGCAAAACAAGUGUGAGUUGUGAGAAACUCAAAUGGAUCAAGAGACUUUUUUGUGUAUGUGGUACAGUGCUAACAAGUUAAUAACUCCACAAGCCUCAGUUGAGCUUUUAGCGUCAUUCUCCACUCUCUUCUGAGUGGUAGCUUGAGACCUCUGGUGGUCAGAAUAAUAUGCCACUGAUUUUCUGGUUGCCUUCCAAUAUGAAUAUGAAUGACAGUGUUACUUUCUAAUUGUGGGAAGUACCAUGAAGCAAUAGCAGGAAGUCUGUUUUUUCCAUAUUCUGAGAGGGAAGUUUUUUAUUUUUUAUGUAUGAAUGCCUAAGAUUAUCAAAUAAAAAAUAGUCUAAUGGUUCA